Molecule: messenger RNA, 11152 nt
Organism: Xyrichtys novacula (pearly razorfish)
Lineage: Eukaryota; Metazoa; Chordata; Actinopteri; Labriformes; Labridae
Source: the annotation of a GenBank genome assembly
CGUUGCGCUAGAGAAAGCGGACUGAAUGUUUGGCUGUUUCGGCUGCACAGGCGCCAUGGUCUUCUUGCUCCGCUCGGGGUUUGUAACCUUUUGUAUUGUGCAUGCUCUGUUUCAGGUGUGGAAAAAGAUUUGAGGUUUUUCCCAACUUUGCAAAAACAUGUACUAGACAUUUGCAGCGCACAUUACGUUUUCGUGCCAGUGUUGUUGACAAUGUUGUCAUCUGUUUAGCCUUCAUCUGCAUUUCUGCCGGGGGGUUGCACUAAUUUUCUUUUUUUCUCACCAACAGUGCUGUCGGCCUCAAGUGUUAAAGUGCGAUGGUUAUAUGUAGCUGCAGCCUGCUACUACACAGUUCUUUGCUACUUGGUUCUAAUUCUGCACGAUUGGUUCAGCGCGAAGCUGACCUGGAGCAACUCCCCUUUUCAUUGGCUAUUCAAAUAGUCUACCAAAACAUUGCGGAAUGCCAACUAUCGAAAAGCAUAUUGACCAUGUUUUAUAUUGAUAUUGAGGGAAAUUAAAUUUCGAUACAUAUCAAUAUCGUCUUAUCAUAGUGUUGUGUCGUUCGCGAACGAUUCGUUCAAAAGAACCGAAUCUUUUAAGUGAACAUACUGAACCAAAUCACUUCUUUUGGUGAUUCGUUCGUUUCUCUCUUCAGUUGAGCUGAAGUGAGAAACAGCAUUGCCAGGCCAGCAGCCGGCGAAUGAGAGACCACAUGCACUGAUGCCUGAAUCACUUGGUGAACGAAUCACACAUUGAACUACACUCUCUGGAAUAAGUUUUGUCGGACAAAACUACCCUGUUUUUAACUGUUAAACUGCCACCACAACAACUUUCAUACAAUAGGACACAGCAUGUAAAAAGUAGUGUAUUAAACCUGCAGCAUCCUAUCAUUGCAGCGGUUUGCGAGAGAACGUCGCAUGUUCAGUUUGAAUUCUUCUAAACGUGUAGUGAACGAAUCACUCAGACCUGAUAAAUAACAUACCAUAGGACAGUAAACUUAAAACAUCAUGACUUAUAAACAAGUUCAUUUUUAAAAACCUGUUUGCCAAAGCAACACAGCCAAACACUCUUGUCUCCCGGUCCCAGAAGCUAUGAAUUGAACUGAAUCCUGAACCAUUCAGCUGUGUAUCAGUUCAGGAGGUCAGAGUCGCAGGCUUCUCCUGCUAAUUGAUUCGGUGACUUGGUGAACGAAUCUUUUGAGUAAACUGAUUCUAGUGAUUCAGUACAUCUAAAAGAACUGCCAGCCCUACUAACUAAUAAAAGUAAAAAGAAUAAUGCAACAGUUAAGGAUUCUAGACCAUAGAAGAUUUUUUUUUUAUAGUGAAUCAUGAUAAAUCUGAUAUUUAUUAGCCUGGAAUAAUGAGCUUGAUAGUUAAUAAGUGUGCAUUUCAUUUCAUUUUUUUUUUUUUUUACAGACUGCAUCAAUUGUGCUGCAAAAACUGUGAUUUUUGGCUUACAGAUACUACAAAAUAAAAUUCGGAACACGAUGUUCCUAUGGUUUUUGGUUAUUUUUUCUCCCUACAUUUUUAUAAUCUUUUUCUCAAACACACUUUCUCCUUCGUCCGUGUAUGUUUGGCUGAUAUACCUCAAUAAAAACAGCGUAAUUGUCCUUACAUUAUCCGCUGUCCUGCAUUAUUUUGGAGGGGCUUCCCCUCCGUGACGCCAUUUCCGGGGGAGACUCUCCAGAAAGGGCCAUUCUCUUUAGUGUUUGCCCUGUUUUCCCAAUGUCCAAAUCCUCACAGCCCGCAUUUUGAUACAAAAAAUAACACCAACCGGCUCUUAAAAUUGGCUCUAAACUAAGGCUGAAGAAAGUAAAUGCACCUGUAUUAUGAAGUAACCAAAAGCUGAACAAAAGGGAACGACGAGGUGAGGUUUAUUUUGCGGUUUGUGCGGUGACUUGUUAGGGGAGGGAGGAAGGGGUCGGGGCGAGUUAGCUAGCAAAUUCACCGGCUUCUCCCAGACAGUAACUACGACACAUUGAAUGUGCGUAUAAAAGUAGUGUCAUGUACUUUUAAUAAUGCGUUUUCUUAAAGACAGCCUUUGUAUUGCAUUUGGACUUUUUCAGAGAGAGGUUGUCCGGUUCUGUUCGGUCUAUCCCUGCCCUGGUAGCGGACAAGCUAACGAGGUGUUCUGGUGAAAAAGGGCUUCAAGCUAACCGGCGACUCGGUUUCUUGUAGGUAGAGAUUGAUGUUAUCUUCGUGACAGUCUUCUUAUACAGUCAGUCUAAGGUUUGGGAGAUGUGAGUCUAGUUUUGGGGGAGGUGGGGGAUGUCUAAACCAUUAGUGUUGCAUCUUUUGCAUUUGUAAAACGAGCUUACCGGUUAAUCUCUGUCAAAACUACCAAAGGAUCCGGUUGACAUUUUUUUAAACAAAGGAGUCUAGAAUUUAGCAAACACUGGUUUAAGUUUAUUUAGUUGUUUUACAUCUAAGUGAAAAGGGGGGCUUCAUGGGCCCCGAAGAAGCCAGACACCUCCCAUCGAGAACAAUGAUAACCAAGGUUCCAUAUCAGCAGCAUCCCUGAGUGAAAGACAAUUUUUCAUUGUUUAACAGCGAAAACAAAGGAUUAAAAUAUGCCUCAGUCAUCUGGUUUGUUAUUGUCUUGCACAGGCUUGUUUGCUGUUACAGGAUAAUUGAAGCUGCCUCUGUUAUAUUGACAAGUUGUGUCUAAAAACCCUCAGCCGAUCACUACCUGUGAUGUGGAUUGGACUGAGACACUACACAAUGUGUCUGUCUCCAGGGUUGUGAUCUUCACUCUCAUUGCAACCAAAUCUGCUUGUGUAUAAAUGAAGUGUUUCGACUAGUAACUUCAUAAGUUUAUCACUUAAAGCAUGAACAAUUUUUGCACUAAAACAGUAUUGGAAUUCUGCAGCUGUGAUUGUGAUAACAGAAUUCUUGUUGAUGUUAGUCAUGCACACCUGAGGUACCACAGUUUCAAAGGGAUAUUCUGGCGUAAGUUGGGAUCAAACACACCAUAACACAGAGUUAGACACCCCAUCGAGAGAUGAAUGUUUACGACUGCUUGCUUCUAGUUAUACCAACUUUAGUUAUGACCGCAGAAUAGCAAUACAGAGAGCCACACGCUCAACCAAAACGCCACUCAGUAGCCACAAAUAAUGCUCAGAACUGCACCUAACUCAACAGUUCAUAUAGGGUCCUAGCCACAGCACCAGCCACCAAACAUCCUUUUAGCUUUGCCUGAUUGCCGUAGCAAAGAGACUAAACACAACUCACCUACUCUCUUCCAGCAGCCGCUUGUUUGUAGUGUGACCUCAGGCCAGUCCAUUACAGACCACAGUGGAGUUUCGCAGCUCAAGGAAGAACAUUUAUGAUCAUUUUCUCAGGGAAAUGCAAUCAGAUCGAGACGCUAAGGCAGAAGAACUACCGUGUCUGCAGUGCAAAAUGACUAUGAUGAUUAUAACUUAAAAGGAAAUGAUAAAGUAAUAAUCAUAAAGCUUUUUUGUUGAGCGCGUUGUUACUAAAAUUAGUAGAACUAGAGAAGCAAGCAGUCGGCAACAUUUAUCUCUUGACAGGGUGUUUAACUGAGAUGUUUGACCCUAACUUAAUUUUAUGCCAGAAUAUCCCUUUAAUAUUCAACCUAUGCAAGAAUAUCACAUUGGGCUGCACCAAUUCACAAAAAUUGAAGGGGUCCUGCUAUUUAAAGGCCCCCAAAACCUUUUUCUAAAAAUCUGAUUGUUCUUUAAUUCUCUACUAACAUAAAAUGUUCAAACUUGUAUUCGAAUUAACUAUUGCAAGUAUUUGAUUUUUUUCACCCCUCUUACAAAUUUGAUUUAAAGAUGUAAAUUUAUCAACCGCCUGAUUUAAAAUUUCAGUAUGAGGGUGAAAAAUGUUUGUCUGAAUGAAGGUGCUUGUUACCAACCACAUCCCACAUAUUUGGGCCUCUGGUUGUUGUUUUUUCUGUUCUGCUGAUGUGGAUUUAGAUGUGGUUGUUUAAUCAGGUCUGUGGUUGGCAACUUGUGUAGGUAAACUGAAAUCUCUGCUGAAGGUUUCUGGCUGUGAUAUUUUGUUUUCCAGUUGAAAAAAUAUGUUACUCUCUUUCAUAUUUAGAAAAUAACAUGUCUAAGUUACAUAUUAAUUAUCUUCAUUUACAGGAAAGCUUACCUUAAAACCUCCUCAAUAAGCAGUUCCUACAUCUCUGGCAUUCACCAUUGUUGCACUACAAAGAUCUUAUCUUGACCUGAGCCUACGAUUGACUGAACCACACCUACAAGGAUGUCCCAGAUACAGUUUCAGUGUACUGCUAGCGCCAUGCCUGCUGCCCCUGCCCCACUGCAGAUGGGGCAGCCACAGCCCGGCUACAGCAUCCCCUGCGCCUCGGGCACCCUACCUUCAGAGAGUGCUAGCCAGCCAGUGAGGAGUUCGGCCCUCCCUGCUGGCUCAGCCACUCCUUACAGUACCACCACAGGUUUGUUGAAUUAUACUUUUCAUUGUUGCAUAGGUUAAGUCCUUAAACCCUUCCAUCAUGUUCUUUUUAUGGAGAUCUCUUUGUUUAUCACUGUCACUGUUUUGAUAUAUGUUGGAUCCUUUGCCUGUUAUCGAAUCCCUGCAGGUCUUUGUGGAACGGAACAAUUUUUUAGAUUAUUUUUUCUUCAUGUAUGUGCGUUUGCUUACCUGUUUGUGUUUUUCCACCAUUUUUUUCUGGCGCAGUAUCUAACAUGGCAAACCCUAAAGAGAAGACCCCCAUGUGUUUGGUGAAUGAGUUAGCCCGUUUCAACAAGAUCCAACCUGAGUAUAAGCUGCUGUGUGAGCAAGGACCAGCUCACUCCAAGGUACUGUAAGAGUCAACACAGCAGACAAAACCAAUCACUGUGUCGGUGUGACAGGGGAUCAGAUGUAACUCCACGGUAUCCUGGUUCUGUCAGAUUUUCUCAGUCAGGCUCACACUGGGAGAUCAGCACUGGGAGGCGGAGGGGACCAGCAUCAAGAAAGCCCAGCAUUCCGCUGCUGCAUCAGCCCUGGCUGAGACUACACUACCCAAACCCACAGCGAGAACGCCUCGAAACCCAGGCAAGCACCCAGGUGGGCUCCUCUCACAGGUUCUGAAGGAGUAAAGUAGUGUUGGGCGGUAUGAACGAAAUCUUAUAUUGGUGUGAGUAAUUUCAUAUCAUGGUAACUUUAUGUAUCACGGUAUGUUUUUUCCCUCCUCUAAAUUCAAGUAAUGGCUUAAAAAUAACCAUACUGUUGCAUUUGUUCAUUUUACUUCUGUUUUUAAACUCUGAUUUGUAUACAAUUACAAACAAAAUGCCAGACCAGUCUGGCAAUUUUUUAUCUUAUCCCGUACAUUUGGGGAAAGACUCUGCCAACCUUUUUGUAUGAGAGGAGCUGCUGUGACUUUUGCUCCAGGCAUCUUUUGGCUCUCAUAGUAGAGCGAGGCAUGUUUCAUCUUUAGGUGGUGGAAGAGUUUGCUGGUGUUUCCUCCUCCAGCAACAACAGCCACACGACACUCUUUGCAUAGUUUUGUUUUUUGAUCAUUGUCGGAUUUUCUAAAUCCAAAGAAUCUCCAGACAACCGAUGUCGCGACUUGCACUCUUUUUCGGAAGUAGUUUCUCCUCCUCUUCCUUGUGUUUGGUGGGCUGGGCUGCCUCCAUUUGCGCGGUACUGCCACUAAUCUCCGUGUCCGCCAUGACCACCACCAGUGAAGCUGUUUCACUUUCGUGAAAACUAUGCCAAGCAGUCUGCUGGACACGCUGGUGAUUGUAGAGAGCGCACCCAAACCUGAACAAUUAAACGCUGCGAACAAACUCCACAUGACACACUGGUGAAUAUAUGGAAAUGCGAACAGAUGUGCUCCGGCUUUCCUGUUAGCAAGCGCAGACAAUUGCACACUGACUCAGAGAGAUGCAGCAGACUUCUGCUCUCUCUCCAGUAUAAACGGUAUAACAAAAUUUUUACUGGCAGACGCUUUUAUACCCCAACACUAGAGUGAAGUCUUGACAGAGAAGCAUUCACUCAUAUCGAGUAUUGUCUUUAUUUUGUUGGUUUUCUUUGUAGUUGAUGGCAUUACACACACCAUGGAGUUAAAUGCACUAUGUAUGAAGCUUGGUAAAAAGCCUAUGUAUAAACUCAUCGACCCAUACCCGGGGAUGAGACCACCAAACUUCAACUACAAUGUCCGGCCUCCAGGACCCUACCAGCGCUCUAUGCAACAGUGAGUCUCCUCCACGUGAAUUUGAAUUAAACUGAGAAAGCUGUUUUUUUAAGAUGGAAGAUAAGGUUGCACAUCUUCUUCUUUCUCCAUUCUGUGUCCAGGUACUACUACCCUUUUCCUCCAGUGGGACCAAUGAUUUACCACAUGGAGCUUUCCAUCGGAGGCCAGCAAUUUAUUGGAAAGGGACGCACACGGCAGUUGGCCAAGCAUGAAGCCGCUGCCAAGGCCCUGAAAGUGCUGCACAAGGAGCCAAUAUUACAACAGAUGCCAGAGGUGAGAGCAGAAUCACACCCUCAGCAUGAAAAAAUACUGAAAAGCCUUUUUUUCUGCUAUUUUCAGGCAUAUUGCUUUUCUUUAAUAUGUUUUCUGUUUGGCUGCUGACAGGUGAACGGAGAGCAAGAGGAGGAGAACCUCAACAAAUCAGAAAUCAGUCAAGUGUUUGAAAUCGCUCUUAAACGUAACCUACCUGUAAACUUUGAGGUGAUUUAUACAUUUCAUGAAUACAUCAGUUCAAUUCUCUGCUUACAAAACGAUUUUCUGUCUGAUUUAUAUGAAGUAAUGUUCCUUAACGUUCUGAUUUGUUGCUGCUGUUCCCCAGGUUUUAAAGGAAGAAGGCCCUCCUCACAUGAAGAGUUUUGUAGUUUGUGUUACAGUCGGGGAAUUUACUGGACAGGGUGAAGGAAAGAGUAAAAAAAUUGCCAAGAAGCUGGCAGCAGCAGCGGUGCUGGGAGAGUUAAAGAAGCUGCCCCAUAUACCCAGUGUGGAAAAGACGCUGCCACGCAUCAAAAAGAAAACCAAAUCCAUCAUUAAGGUAAUGCAGGCAGUCAGCUGGGAUGACGGUCUGUACAGAUUUGAAGACUCGUUAUAAAGUCAUGAUCCACUUGUCACAUCAACAGCUCCAGACCAGUCCAGAGUAUGGCCAGGGGAUGAAUCCCAUCAGCCGCCUCGCUCAGAUUCAGCAGGCCAAGAAAGAGAAGGAACCAGAGUACAAUAUGGUGACAGAGAGAGGUCUGCCUCGACGUAGGGAGUUUGUCAUGCAGGUGAUUUAACAGCUGAGGCGUGCCAGUGCUCGUUCUUGAACAUCUGUUUCAGUUUUCCUCCGCUCUUCUAGUUUCGGUUCGCCCCGUUUAGCUCUUAACCACAUCUGCCUCACGUCUCUCGGCACAGGUGACAGUGUGCGGCCAGUCUGCAGAGGGGAUGGGGCCCAGUAAGAAGGUGGCCAAGAGGAAUGCAGCAGAGAAAAUGCUGGACCUCUUGGGAUAUAAAGUGCCUCAGCCUCAGCCCCCCAAACCGGCGCUCAAGACGGAUGAAAAGGUAUUUCUUCACCUGUAGUAAGCAAAUCCUGAAAACCCAGAGGAAGGGACAUUUGUUUUGAAAAAUCUAGUUUCUUUGUGUGAAGCUGUUGUUUUUUUUUUAUUCAGACCCCAGUCAAGAAACCUGGUGAUGGACGCAAAGUGACCUUUUUUGAGCCUGGCUCAGCAGAGGAGGUGGCCUUGGGUAAAGAGGUUUCAAAUGUCUUGCAGCAACUGUUUGGAAAAAAAUAUGAACCUUUAUCUUCCCUGCUGGUGAAGCUUUAACAACUUUACCUGUCCUUCGAAGGCUCCAAAGAGGAAGACUACCGUCUGCCUUACCUGAGUCACCAGCAGCUGCCUGCAGGUAUCCUGCCCAUGGUCCCUGAGGUGGCUCAAGCAGUUGGAGCCUGUCAAGGAGCCCACGUUAAGGACUACAGCCGAGCUAUGCCCAACCCAGGCAAGGCCACAGUUACUGCCAUGAUUGCCAAUGAGCUACUUUACGCGGGGACGUCCAUGACUGCGGAGAGUAUCCUGAAGAACAAAAACAGCAUGAACCAGCUGCCCCACGGACCUCUCACCAGGCCCUCAGAGCAGCUCGGCUUUCUCGCAUCAGUGCAAGGCUUACAGGUAACCGACGGCCCCCUUCUGCUUUGGAGAACUCGCGUGGCUGUAUGCAUUCAUUUGAUGUUGACCAAAGAAAUAUGGGUUACGAAUGAUCAAAAUGUUUCUUGUGUUUGCAGGUGGAAUACAAAGAUUUUCCCAAAAACAAUAAGAAUGAAUUUGUGUCACUGAUAAACUGUUCCUCUCAGCCGCCACUGAUCAGUCACGGGAUUGGAAAAGAUGUGGAAUCCUGUCGUGACAUGGUGAGCUAAACCAAAAUAAUGUUCUUGAGUGUUAAUAUGUUUGAGAGGACCUUUACACAAAACAAAGUUUACACCUCUAUGACUGGUUGUCUUUUAAAAAUUCUUUUAAAGCUCAAUAAAAUGCAAUAACAUCCAAUUUCAGUGUUGGGAGUAAAGUGAUGUUAUGAAGUUUGCUACAGAUGCAGUAUCCCUUUACCUUACAGGGUUAUACUCUUCUGAAUAGUCAAUGCUGUAACAUGUACUCUUCCUCACCCCCCGCAGGCUGCACUGAAUAUAUUAAAGUUGCUCUCAGAGUUGGACCAGCAGUCAAAUGAAAGGACAGGAAAUGGACCAGCCUCUCGGUAAGCUUCGACUAACACUUCAUCUACAACCCCAAAUCUAGAACCAGCUCGGACCCUGUGUGAAAUGUUACUUCAGACAGAUUCUCAUGUCUCACAAAUAAUUUCGACCCUGUUUCAAUUGAAAAUAAACCACUUCAACGAUUUUAGAAUAAUAUUCCUUAGCAUAGAUUUGCAAAGAAUCGGGGGAUUUCAUUAUCUGCAGUAGAUGAUGUAAUUGCUUCAGUAAAACAGCUGUGGCAUUCAGGGACAAGACGCUCCUGUAAUGCAUGACAAGCAUGAUGAUCCAGUUAAUAUAACUUCUCUAGCACUCUAUUGUAUGUGUUCAUUAGUGGUGAGUUUCGUCUUCUCUGUGCUGCUAUAGAAACAUCCCUGGAAAUGAUUUACUCCGUAAUAGAUAGAAAAGGCCACGUCUGAGCAACCAGAACAAAGCGGUUUUUAUUCACAGCUGAUUAUGCACCAAUUUAAACACAAUUAAGAAUAUUAGAUACAAAGUCUGUGCUGCAAAAUACACACUGUACCUUCACAUGUAGGUUUUAAAACCAUGAGAUUGUGAUUUUGUCAACGUAGGACUGGGUGAUGUGGCAGAAAAAAAGAUCACAAUAUAUUUUGUCAUAUUGUCCGAUCUCGAUUAAUAUCACAAUUUUUUUGAACGAUUUUUUAAAACUGCCAGUUUUAAAGCAUCUGUAUUAAAAACUAGAGAAAUUACAGAUUAGUUCAACAUUUUUUUAACAUGCAAAGUAAAUAAAACAAAUUGAAUAAGAUAAACUUAGAAAAAUAUAUAAACCAUUGUAACUCAACAAUACAACAAAUGUAUGUAAAUACUAAAAAGCUAUGCUACAGUGAACUAGUUUCCAGUCCUCUGUGUUUUUGCAGGACCCAAAAUAAACAAAUCGCCCCCUCAGGGUUAAUAAAGACGCCUCAAAAUGUAACAUUAGAUGAUGUAAACGUAGAUGAUACGAUUGAUUGCUGCUUUGGUCUGGUGGCUGCACCGCUAGUUGUAGCCAAACUGCUAAUCCUACUUGUGCUCGUGAUCGAACUGAAAUUUAUCACGAUCAUAUAAUCACCCAGUCUUUUGUCGAUGUUUUACACAGCGUCCAUGAUUGGGUUUGGGAUUGUAUCUGCUCACUGAUUGCUGUUAGACCUUUCAUACUUGUCAUCAUCUUCAUUGCUCAUAAUAAGAAUUAGGGAUGUUCCCAGCAGUUAAUUUCACUGACGUUUAAACGACCAUUUUGAAACCGAAUAUUCGAAUACACGAAAAUUAAUUAACUCCCAUAAAAUAGCCCAAAUUUAGCACAUGUCGAUCUAUAUGGGCGGAUAUCAUCUGGAAUAAAUAUUAAGAGUACAUGAAAGCCAUACUUAUAAUAUUAAAAUAUGUUACAGAAUCUUAUUUUAGCGCUGGAGAAUGACGUAAAGUACGUGAAAGAUCAAAGCAGCACUUUUCUUUUUUUUAUAUUAUAGAAUAAAUGAAUAUUAUUUACUAAACGGAUAGUAAGGACAGACCCGUUUACACGAAUAUCCGAAUAACCGUGCACAUCCCUAAUAAGAAUACCUCGAGAUGAUGUCGAAGUCUGAGUCGGCUUAAUAUUUGUCUCAUUUCUUGUCUGCUUCUUAAUUAUUUAAUCAAUUUACAACACUAUACAGCUUUAAAAACCUCAGGAAUAUUUUAGGGUUGCAUUUUAAGAAUUAACUCUACACAUGACUUUUUUUGCCCUCAGGUGCGGAAAGCAGGAAGCGGAAGGUGACUUGCACCUCAAACAGGCUAACUCAAGCACAUUGGCACAGACCCUGGACGGCACUGUUUAAGAUGAUCAGGUGUGGUUGUCUGUAAAAGCACUAGAGAAAACUCCGACACUGUGUUCUUAGUCAGCUUUGCUAGGCUGCAGGAAGCUUUGAGCACCGUAGGCUCUAAACACUCACUGUUCAUAAUCAUUGUUCCCAAAUGUUCACAGUUAAACAAGAUUGAUAGGAAAACUAGUGGCUUCCCCUUGAUGUUGUUUAAUUGUACACCUUAUUUAUUUUGUUGCGUUGUAGUAAAAGUAGCUGCAUCCUAGUCAAUAAGUUGGAGGUUUUAACUGGUGAAAAUAAUGAAGCGAAUAACUGUGAACCUGUUUUUGUUUUCUUAACUUCUCUGCUCUGUGUUCGACCUUCCAGCAGUUGUUUUUAAGUCUUUUAUCGCCUCGCUGAGGUAGAUCAUUAAACAGCAUCUCAAAAAAGGUUUGGACCUCAUCUUUGUCUAGGGUGCAGCUGGAGGACCUCUGUUGAUUUUCCUAGAGUGCUUUUGAUCAACAACCAGUGUUAACUACAUCGUAGGGCCAGGAAGACUUUCUGACUUAAUGUAGCGUGUGAUGUAAUGUGAUGUUGUCUCCGCCGUGUGUGGCGGGAACAUUUCCCUGUUGCGUCAAUUUCCCUUCAAACUCCCACAUCCUCCCCCUCAACGUCCAAUCUCUCGUUCUCCCUGGUAAUUAAACUUCUGUGCUUCCUUGCACAAAACAAA